AUGGAAGAGGGAAGAGCAAGAACAUGUGUCACUGGUGGGACUGGCUUUAUUGCUUGUUGGAUUAUCAAGAGACUUCUUGAGGAUGGUUAUUCUGUUAAUGCCACUAGUACAUCUUCCUCAGGAGACACGAAAGGUAUGACCUUCCUCACAAACCUGCCAGGUGCAUGUCAGAAACUUCAACUCCUGAAGGCACACUUAACUGAACCAGAAAGCUUCAAGGAAGCCAUUAAAGGGUGUAUUGGGGUAUUCCAAGUGGCAAGUCCAAUGGAUUUUAAGGAAAAGGAAGAAGAUGAAGAGAUAGUGACCAAAACAUCCAUUAAUGGAGCACUGGGAAUUAUGAAGGCAUGCCUCACUUCAAACACUGUCAAGAGAUUUGUUUAUACCUCAAGUGGUUCUGCUGUUUCUUACAAUGGCAUUAAAGAAGAUGAUGAUGAAAUAGUGAUGGGUGAGAGUUUCUGGGGGGAUGUGGAUUAUCUCAGAACUUCAAAACCAUUUGGAUGGUCUUAUGCCAUUUCUAAGACAUUGGCAGAGAAAGCUGUGCUUGAAUUUGGAAAAGAAAAUGGUUUAGAUGUUGUCACCGUGAUUACUCCUUUUGUUAUUGGACCUUUCAUUUGUCCUAAGCUUCCUGGCUCGGUUCGCUCACCACUCUAUUUGCUAUUUGGUAUGUUCAACAAAUUCUGCUUUGAAUUUAAUUAUUGA
Neltuma alba is the source of this 699-nucleotide messenger RNA. Its product is annotated as vestitone reductase-like. Bases 1 to 699 code for a protein of 232 amino acids. Gene Ontology annotation, molecular function: oxidoreductase activity, acting on the CH-OH group of donors, NAD or NADP as acceptor. Lineage: Eukaryota; Viridiplantae; Streptophyta; Magnoliopsida; Fabales; Fabaceae. The transcript has 2 exons. The record is from RefSeq and is a predicted model, not a curated record.